Molecule: messenger RNA, 291 nt
Organism: Paramuricea clavata
Lineage: Eukaryota; Metazoa; Cnidaria; Anthozoa; Malacalcyonacea; Plexauridae
Source: the annotation of a GenBank genome assembly
AUGCCCAAAAACCCGAAUAAAUUUGGUAUCAAAAUCUGGAUGUUAGCCGAUUGUGAAGCUUAUUUCGUGCCACGCUUUCAAGUUUACUUAGGUAAACAACAAAAUGCCGAAAAUGAUGCGGAAGAGGCACAAGGUCUCAGUUUUAAAGUUGUUGAUUUCCUGGGACAACCCUACUAUAAUACUUACCGUCAUUUCUAUUUUGAUAACUAUUUUUCCUCGGUUCCUUUACUUGAACAUUUGCUUGAAAAUAAAACUUACACAUGCUCGACCUUGCAGGACUACAGGAAAUAA